AUGGACGCCAGAACUCUAAUUUGGUCUGGAAGCCAGGCUCUGAUCCCUGCUGGGACCUGUGGCAAGGCGUAUUUGCAAAACCAUUUCUCUGCGGAUAGUUUCUUGGGAAAUCCUGAGCUUUGUGGAAACCCUUUGCCAAAAAGCUGUUCAUCUCUCCCUAUAUCCGAUGCCAAACCAUCUGAUUCAGAAGAAUCGAAGGGUCCUUCCAAAAGCCAGAUUCUUAUGUAUUCAGGCUAUGCUGUUCUGUGUUUGGUCUUCAUCCUCUUUGUAGUUCUUGCGCUGUGUAAAAGAAACAAGACAGGAAAUAAGGUUGAAGCAGAAAAGGAGGCAACUGAUGACAGUACUACUGACAAGCCUAGCUAUGUUUCAAAUGGAUACAAAUUAAGCGUGAGCAGACCAGAGUUAUCAGUCACUGCUGAGAGUGGGAUGGUUUCACAAUACUUGUUGUUUCUUUCAAGGCCAAAUGUAAAUGAUAUUACAUUGGAGGAAUUGAUGAUGUCCCCUGCGGAACUGAUUGGCCGAGGAAAGUUUGGUAGUCUUUAUAAAGUGAUGCUGGACAAUGGGAUGAUGGUCGUUGUUAAGAGGAUUAAUGACUUAACAUCAAGCCGUGACUUCAAAGAAAGGAUCCAAAUGCUGAGCCAAGUGAAGCACCAUUCUGUACUGUGUUACCUCUUGCUUUCUAUUGUUGCAAACAAGAGAAACUUUUGGUAUGAAUAUCAGGAGAAUGGAAGUUUGUUCAAGCUUCUACAUGGUUCCUCAAAAGACUUUGAUUGGACCAGUAGACUUGGGAUUGCAGCUACAGUUGCAGAGGCGUUAGCUUUCAUGCAUCAAGAGCUUGAAGAAUGUGGGAUCGCCCAUGGAAACCUGAAAUCGUCCAACAUUUUGCUAAACAAGAACAUGGAGCCCUGCAUAAGCGAGUAUGGCGUUAUGGUUAUGGAUGAUCAAGAACUUAAAAUUCAGCAGAGUUCAUCUUUUGCCGGUUCUUAUGCUGCUGGUGCAUCAGAAGCCUUCAAGGGAGAUGUUUAUGGCUUUGGAGUGAUUCUUCUUGAACUACUUACUGGGAAGUUGGUGAAGAGCAAUGGGAUGGACCUGACCGAGUGGGUUGAGCGUGUUGUAAGGGAAGAAUGGACGGGUGAAGUGUUUGACAGGUCCCUGAUAUCAGAGUAUGCCAGUGAAGAAAGGAUGGUGAGCUUGCUUCAAGUAGCUAUAAAAUGUAUUAAUCAUUCUCCAGAGGCUAGGCCAAGUAUGAGCCAAGUUGUUCUCAUGAUCAGCGUCAUAAAAGAGGAAGAAGAGAAAUCCUUGAUUUAUGAAGCACAGGACUAG
Messenger RNA from Neltuma alba, 1323 nucleotides. Its product is annotated as probable inactive receptor kinase At2g26730. The record is from RefSeq and is a predicted model, not a curated record. The transcript has 3 exons. Lineage: Eukaryota; Viridiplantae; Streptophyta; Magnoliopsida; Fabales; Fabaceae. Gene Ontology annotation, biological process: protein phosphorylation. The coding region runs from base 1 to 1323 and encodes 440 amino acids. Gene Ontology annotation, molecular function: protein kinase activity; ATP binding.